AUGAACCGCACUGCAAAAGGCAGGCAGGAGCUGGAGGCAGGUCUGGCACUGAAGAAGGCAGCCAUCACUGAGGGACCAUCACUACCAGGACAGCCAAGCCAAGGAAAGAAGAUUGGUCAUCGAAGUGUUGAUGCUUCUGGAGAAACCACCUACAAAAAGACCACUUCAUCUACUCUGAAGGGAGCCAUCCAGCUGGGAAUUGGAUAUACUGUUGGCAAUCUGAGCUCCAAGCCAGAGAGAGAUGUCCUGAUGCAGGACUUCUACGUGGUGGAGAGCAUUUUUUUCCCAAGUGAAGGAAGCAAUCUCACCCCAGCUCACCACUACGCUGACUUCAGGUUCAAGACCUAUGCUCCCGUGGCAUUCCGCUACUUCCGAGAGCUCUUUGGGAUUCGUCCAGAUGAUUAUUUGUAUUCGCUGUGUAACGAGCCCCUGAUAGAGCUGUCCAAUCCCGGUGCUAGUGGCUCCCUGUUCUAUGUCACCAGCGACGACGAAUUCAUCAUAAAAACUGUGAUGCACAAGGAGGCUGAAUUCCUGCAGAAGCUCCUCCCUGGCUACUACAUGAACCUGAAUCAGAACCCCCGGACACUGCUGCCCAAGUUCUAUGGCCUGUACUGUGUGCAGUCAGGGGGCAAAAACAUCCGUGUGGUGGUGAUGAACAACAUCCUGCCUCGGGUGGUGAAAAUGCACCUGAAGUUUGACCUGAAAGGCUCCACCUACAAACGCAGAGCAUCCAAGAAGGAAAAAGAAAAGUCCAGCCCCACAUACAAGGAUCUAGACUUCAUCCAAGACAUGCCUGAGGGCCUGAUGUUGGAUGCAGACACCUUCAGCGCCUUGGUGAAAACCCUGCAACGAGACUGUCUGGUGUUGGAAAGUUUCAAAAUCAUGGACUAUAGCCUCCUGCUUGGGGUUCAUAACAUAGACCAGCAGGAACGGGAGCGGCAGUCCGAGGGGGCACACAGCACGUCGGAUGAGAAGCGUCCCGUGGCGCAGAAGGCUCUGUACUCCACAGCCAUGGAGUCCAUCCAGGGGGGCGCUGCCCGCGGGGAGGCCAUCGACACAGAUGACACGAUGGGAGGAAUCCCAGCAGUGAACGGCAAAGGAGAGCGUCUGCUGCUGCACGUAGGAAUAAUAGAUAUCCUCCAGUCCUACCGGUUCAUCAAGAAGUUAGAACAUACCUGGAAGGCCCUUGUCCAUGAUGGGGACACGGUGUCAGUACACAGACCCAGCUUUUAUGCAGAGAGAUUCUUCAAAUUCAUGACCAACACAGUGUUCCGAAAGAAUUCCUCUCUGAAGUCCUCUCCCUCGAAGAAGGGGCGCAGUGCCUUGCUAGCUGUCAAGACAGCUGGGCCUAUGGCUGCAUUUUCUGCCAGCCAGCUCCCCUCUGAGAAGGACGACACACAGUAUGACCUCCGUGCAGCCCGGAGCUACCCCACGCUUGAUGAUGAAGGCAGGCCAGACCUGCUGCCCUGCACCCCUCCGUCCUUUGAGGAAGCUACCACAGCCUCCAUAGCCACCACGCUGUCGUCCACAUCUCUCUCUGUUCCCGAGCGAUCUCCCUCGGAGACCUCUGAGCAGCCCAGGUACAGGAGGCGCACACACUCCUCAGGGCAGGAUGGCAGGUCACAUGAGGAGGUACGGGUUGAGGAGGAGCUUCAGCAGAUCAGUGUUGAGCUGGAGCCCAAGUGUGACGUUGAGAUCAUAGCUCCUGCAGAAGAUGACAAAGAAGAGGCAGCUUCUUCAGCCUGUGCCAUUGCAACGUCCACAGCUACAAUAGAGGUGGAGACAGCCAGCCAGGCCUCAGAACCAGCCAGUCAGGCCUCAGAUGAAGAUGAUGUGCCAGUCACAGACAUAUACUUUUAAUCUCUAUGCAGACACAGAAGCCCCAGAGAGCAG
Messenger RNA from Indicator indicator, 1893 nucleotides. RefSeq names its product phosphatidylinositol-4-phosphate 5-kinase type 1 gamma (gene PIP5K1C). The record is from RefSeq and is a predicted model, not a curated record. Gene Ontology annotation, biological process: phosphatidylinositol metabolic process. Gene Ontology annotation, molecular function: phosphatidylinositol kinase activity. Bases 1 to 1860 code for a protein of 619 amino acids. Lineage: Eukaryota; Metazoa; Chordata; Aves; Piciformes; Indicatoridae. The transcript has 17 exons.